CACCGAGUGGUUCUGCAUAUUAAUGAGCUCGCUCGCUGCGAGGGCAGGAGCGGAUUUAAAAGAGACCUGGGCGGGCGGAGGGAGGCUGUGGAGCGAGCGCGGAGCCCAGCACAGAGCGCAACGCGCGCAGCGACAGCCGGAGGCACCUACCGACGGGCGACGGGCGCAGCGGGCGCGAGAGGAGCCGGGAAGAGAGGCGCGCUCGGGCUAGGAGAGCAGAGCCGGGCAGCGUCUCCGGCCGCCACACCGAGGGAGGGCACCUCCCCGAGUCCCCACUCCCGCCGCGCCCUCCGACCAGCAUGAGGCUCCUGACCGCCGCGCUGCUCCUGCUGCUCCUGGCGCUGUUUGCCGCGCGCGUGGACGGGUCCAAAUGCAAGUGCUCCCGGAAGGGGCCCAAGAUCCGCUACAGCGAUGUGAAGAAGCUGGAAAUGAAGCCAAAGUACCCGCACUGCGAGGAGAAGAUGGUUAUCAUCACCACCAAGAGCGUGUCCAGGUACCGGGGUCAGGAGCACUGCCUGCACCCCAAGCUGCAGAGUACCAAGAGGUUCAUCAAGUGGUACAACGCCUGGAACGAGAAGCGCAGGGUCUACGAAGAAUAGGGUGAACAACCGCGAUGGGAAAACUUCAUACUGGUUGGGAGACAGCAAAGGACUUUGCAGAUUGAAAAAAAAAAAAAAAA
Rhinolophus ferrumequinum (greater horseshoe bat) is the source of this 679-nucleotide messenger RNA. It is a transcript of the gene CXCL14, whose product is annotated as C-X-C motif chemokine ligand 14. Gene Ontology annotation, molecular function: chemokine activity. The transcript is spliced from 4 exons. Bases 300 to 599 code for a protein of 99 amino acids. Gene Ontology annotation, cellular component: extracellular region. The record is from RefSeq and is a predicted model, not a curated record. Lineage: Eukaryota; Metazoa; Chordata; Mammalia; Chiroptera; Rhinolophidae. Gene Ontology annotation, biological process: antimicrobial humoral immune response mediated by antimicrobial peptide; cell chemotaxis.